AUGACUACAAGAACAGUCUAUCUUAUCUCUGCUCGCAAUACAUCCUUCCAAAGAGCCCACUUCUCAAUAUUUAUCCCAUCAGCUACCGAUCCCGACCGAGGAACCAAAAUCCACGCCGUUGGCGCCCCGAUGGCAGGCUAUGUCCUGGAGUUCAAACGAAACUACAAUCCCGGUCUUGAUCCUCACGACCAGACCUUUCCAAUCGGCCAGAUCGACUCGUCCAACAUCGUUGAUUCCCCAGAUGCGGCUCCAUCGAUCGACUCCACCCCCCGAGGGACGAUCGAACUAGCGGCAACACAAAUCCCGACUCCGGGAGUCAAUCAGAACUUCAUGGCACCUGUCAACGAUACCACCAACAAGCGGUGCCAAGAAUGGACCAUGGAAUAUGUUCGCCAUCUAGUUUCCAAGGGCCUGAUUGGUGAAGAAGCUAUUGAGAUUGUCCAGUCUAAACGUGAUCCACCGACUUAUGGAAUUGGAGUACGAUCUGCGACUAGACCUACGUAG
Molecule: messenger RNA, 504 nt
Organism: Penicillium griseofulvum
Lineage: Eukaryota; Fungi; Ascomycota; Eurotiomycetes; Eurotiales; Aspergillaceae
Exons: 2
Coding region: 1-504 (167 amino acids)
Source: RefSeq, a predicted model, not a curated record